AUGCUGCGGCGCGGAAUGGGGUGGCCAGCGCUCUUCGGGGUCAAAGGUCACUGCGCCUUCUCCAGCCUUCCUCCUCCUCCUCCUCCUCCUCCUCGGAAGUUGCCAGCGUGGGCCCGGGGCCUUUCUCCCCUGCAGAGACUCAGCCAAAUGCUCCAAGAAGCCCAAGAACCGUGCUCCCCCUUGCAAUGUGCUCCCCAAACCCUCCACGAGGUCCCAGAGGCCUCGGGGCCUGUACGGGAGUUGGCCUUUUCCUCCUCCAGGGAUGUCCCCUUUCGGGUUGGGGAUUUAGUUUUAGUAUCGAGCCACGGAAGGCAAACGACUUUUAGAAAAAUAAUGAAGCUAAAAGAUGCCGGGCAGUUGUCUAGUAACUGGGGGACGAUACGGCACCGGGACGUUUUGGGGAAGUGUCCUGGACAAAUGUUUUCGAGUUCCACCGGUUACCACUUUAUGUUAAGGAGGCCAGCACUGGAAGACUAUGUCUUACUAAUGAAAAGGGGGCCUAAUAUUUCAUAUCCAAAGGAUGUGAAUAUGAUGGUAAUGAUGAUGGAUGUCCACCAAGGAGAUGCUGUUUUGGAAGUUGGUUCUGGUUCUGGAGGAAUGAGUUUGUUUUUGUCAAAAGCAGUUGGAGCACAAGGAAGAGUUAUGAGUUUUGAAGUAAGAAAAGACCACCAUGAAAUAGCCAAAAGGAAUUAUAAGAACUGGUGUAAUGCUUGGAAAAUAAGUCAUUCAGAAGAGUGGCCGGAAAAUGUGGAUUUCAUUCAUAAAGAUAUUGCCACAGCGGUUCAGGAUUUAAAGUCUAAAACAUUUGAUGCCGUAGCUCUCGAUAUGCUAAAUCCACAGGUUGCCUUACCUAUUGUGUACCAAAGUCUUAAACAGGGUGGUGUAUGUACCAUAUAUUUAGCAAAUAUCACACAAAUUAUUGAGCUGCUGAAUGGAAUAAGUAUCUGCAACCUUGCCCUCUCUUGUGAAAAAAUCACAGAGGUUACCCUUAGAGACUGGUUGGUGUGCCCAGCCAAAAAGAAAGACGGUACUUUUGUUCAAGGAGUGCAACCUAAUAUGAAUCUAGAUUCAGAGUUACAUACUCAUGAGGAUAAUGAAGAUGAAGAAAGAGAGGAAGAGCAGGUACAAGCAGAAGACAAUGGAGAAACACUCUCUGAUAGUCCAUAUGGUGCAGUUCCCUACAUUGCUAGACCUUUACACUGGCAAUGUGGUCACACAGCUUUUCUCAUCAAGUUACGGAAGUUUAAACCAGCACAUACAUCAAGUACUUCAGAUGACAGCAACUAGAUUGAGAAAAGUAAAGUUUGAC
Messenger RNA from Tachyglossus aculeatus (Australian echidna), 1309 nucleotides. It is a transcript of the gene TRMT61B, whose product is annotated as tRNA methyltransferase 61B. NCBI's taxonomy places the organism in Eukaryota, Metazoa, Chordata, Mammalia, Monotremata, Tachyglossidae. The record is from RefSeq and is a predicted model, not a curated record. The transcript is spliced from 7 exons. Bases 1 to 1287 code for a protein of 428 amino acids. Gene Ontology annotation, biological process: tRNA methylation. Gene Ontology annotation, cellular component: tRNA (m1A) methyltransferase complex.